This is a messenger RNA of Paramecium sonneborni, 841 nucleotides long. Lineage: Eukaryota; Ciliophora; Oligohymenophorea; Peniculida; Parameciidae. The record is from the annotation of a GenBank genome assembly.
AUUUCUAAUAUUCUGUAUUAAUAUUCUUAUGGAACAUAGUGUUAUUUUAAGAUUAUUUAAAUGUAAAUCUAAGUCUAGUGUUCUAAUUAAAUAAGUAUAUAACAAAUAUGUAAGUGAAUUACCAAGGUGAAUUAGACUGUAAGUCAUUAAAUUAUAUCUAAGAGUUACAAACUAAAUCUAUUGAAUUAGCAUAUUAAACUAUUGAAGAAGGUAAAUGGGAAAAAGAAAUUGAGCAAGAUGGAGUUGUAUUUUAUUCCAAACCUGGCUCUUCAGGAUGGAAGAUCACAAGAUCUGAACUUUAUGCUGACAUUGACCCUAAGAAAGCUGUUGAUUUACUUAAAGAUCACACAAGAUUUUAGGAAUAUAAUCAUACAGCUUAAGAAGUAUUAUUAAACAUUAAAUAUUACUUUAGAUUAAUCUAAUUAAGAAAAUUGAUGAUAAUACUACUAUUUAAUAUGUUUUAACAAAACCUAAUUAAAUCUUAACAUAAUAAAGAGAUAUUGUAACUGUAUCCAGAGCAUCCUAAUUACCAGAUGGUACAAACUUUUUAGUUUGUAAAAUUUAUUGUUAUACAUUAAUAGCAAAAUCUAUUGAAUUAGCUGAAAUGCCAAUAAAAGAAGAAUAUGUUAGAGCAGAAAUAUUCCUUAGUUUCUUUGGAUUUAAACCACUUGAAAAUGGAUAAACUUUAGUGACAAUGGUUUAAAAUUUUGACCCAAAAGGAGAUGCUCCAAAAGAUCUUUUGAAUACUUUAGCCAAUAAGGUAGUCAACUAUAAUAAACUAUUUGUUGAGAAUUUGAAAAAGGCUUCUUUUAAAGAAUGAUAAAAAUAAAAAAUGUUAAGU